CUACUUUACGAUACGCGGCAUCUGCAUCUUUACGGUCCCAAUAAUUUUCAUUCUCGCUGUUCUAUGUGGCCCUUGACCCUACACAUAAGAUCAUUGUGGGCGCUGGAGGCUGGGGAACAGCGAAGGAUUCCCCUCUGCUCAAGUCUGAGAGUCAAAUACUUCCUCCCGUUACGCAGCUCUAGAAUACACACCUCCGCCCGACCAUGCAUUCACUACAUCUAGCUUCGAGUUCAAACACUAGGCCCUCUUCCAGAACGUUAGAUGCAAACAAUUCCACGAAACAACAUGGAAUUCCCACUCAAACAACUCGGAUAAAACAAUACAGUCCGUCCACCCUUUAUGAUUUGCCUCCAUCGGCAAAUGUCCUGAGGGCGACGAGCAAUCAGAGUCACACAUGCGCUAUCCGCGGUAGAAGACGAGCUCCCAUAAUAUCAUUAACUACUCCCAUGCAGUCUCGCAGACUGCCUACUCCACCAGGAGUAGUCGGCGCCACGAGCAUUGGUGCAGCAGAAGCUAUCCGUCAACACAAUUCUCGGUGGUAUGCAAGAGAAAGCCUCGAAGAGGCUUUCUACGACUGCCCGGAGACUAGCGUUGGGUUCUUAACGCCGUCACUCAACCAAUCGCACAGUGAUCCGCCGAGUAGGGAUGACGAUGACCCAACUGAAGAUACGAUUCGUAUCUUCUGCUGCUAUCUGCCAAAGAUUCAUCUUCCGCAGCUUCAGGGUAUUCCUUGCUUGGGGUUUUCACUUGCAAAGGGUAGGCCGAUAAUAGUAAGCGCCAGCAGUCAUGCUGCCCCUGUUGAACUGCCCCCAAGAGCCUGGCGCAAGAAGUCAGCUUCUGUUGCGAAUGAUGAGGCCAUUCCCUCUCUUGGAAAUUCGAAACCUGUUACCACUAUGGUGAAAAGGUCUAUGAGCUUCAUCCGAGGCACCAAGGUUGGGUCUCUUGGCCGAAGUGAUGGCACUAUUACUGUCUGCCGCAAUGCAUUAUUCAGCCGUGGGAGACGAACCGAUACGGUAUCUGAGAUGGCUAUAAAACGAAAUACCCAAGGCAAUAUACGACAUCAGAUGGAACUGCCCACAAUAGUCACUCUCCGACGCGCCAUUGCUGUUCUAAACACUCUCGCCCAGCCCCGUAUGGGCCAUUUCAGCGCUGACAUGACCGACUCUGCCAUGCUUCGCGAAUACCGUCGCAGCAUUCGAUCGAUGGCAUUGCCGGACGAGUAUUUGAUUACAUCUGAGGAGAUUAGAAGUUUGAAAAACCAGAUGAAGAGCAGAUUUAUUGAACCGGUUCCAAAACAGACUACCUUGCUCAAGAAGAAGAGAUCCUUGGUUGGGCUUGGUUGGAAGGGAAGAAUCAAGAAAUCGAGCAGCGGAUCCGUGGUUUGGUUUGGAGCUCCGCGCAAAAAUCUCCAGUCGAGAGCCGCGCUCUCCAUUUCAAAUACCUAUACAGAAUCGGUGUCAGUCCUAAACCGCGGGCGAAGGAGCCAUUUUGUGUCUCAUAUUGCUCAGCGAACGAGCAUUAUCCCCAUGCUGAUGACGGGGAAGAGUAUAUAUGAACUAGUCUGGGAAAAUGACGGCAAACCGCAGAACCUGUUUUCGUCGACAUGGAGCCUUGCGACUAUUCUGGCGCAGGUCGAUUUGGCGACUUGGUCUCGUAACUCAUAUCGCCAAGAGCCCGACCCAGCCCCCAUUGAAGAUAGAGCAUCAUAUGACGGCGGAACUGCAAUCACCGGUAUAAAGAGAACAUUUAAGACCACCUGGGAACACCAUUCCGAGAAGGCUUCAGAUGUCCCUUAUGACAUCGACAAAUCUCUCUCACUCUCCGAGGUGAAUAUUCCAAGCUAUGUGACUCAGCAGUUUUCCAUCUGCACACCAAAACCCAUCGCCGAUGGUGUAUGGCUCCCGCCAAUUUCGACCUUUGAAGCACCAUUGAUUGAAAUUCCGGAUGCCAAUCUACACACCUCGGCGCUGGACUCCGGCCCUACUGAUAGCAUUUGGAAACAUUACCAUGUCUCUUUGAAUACACAAUCUUUGCAUCCACUGUUAGGAAAACAAGGGUUAGCGGCAGCGGUAACUACUUCGCAACCCAAACCAUCGCUAUGGGGACAUUCCACACAAAGUCUAGUGAGAGUCCCAGUAGGCUCAUGGCCAAAGCCGUCACUAUGGAGCAGCGACGUCGCAGUCUCGGGUCAGAUGAAUGUCACAUGCGGUGGCAGAGAGUCAACAGCAGAAAAUACUGCGAGGCUAUGGAAGCGAGCCUCAGCGCGUCGUCUGCGAAGUACUCUGGGUAUGGGAAGCGGUGAGAGCUGGAGACGUGUGGUGGGCGUAGAAAAUAUCAAGGAUGCGGAGAUCGAUAGUGCUCUGUUAUCUGUUGCAGAGACCCUGGAUGAUGUGUCUAUUAUCUCUGAAGAUGUGGAAAGUGAUGGGUCAUGGAAGAGAGAUGCAAUAUCUCGGAAAGGGAAAAGGAGGUUGUUGAGGAGGAUUAGCCAGAGGGCCGGGCGUACCCGACAAAAAUUGAUUGCGGCACGAGAAGAAAAAGCUAGGCAGGAGACAGAGGAUGAAAAAGACAAGGGGGGAGUUGCUGAGGGCGAUUAUCCUUCUGAGAAGGCGGUCGACCAACGCGGGACGCUGGAAGAGAAGUCGAAGUAUGCGGGACCGGGAAUAGUGGAUGAGAAGCUACGACCACGCCUAGCAGGAGCUAUAUGAAUUUGUAUGGAAGCAACAGAGCUGCUGAUCGGAAGACUGGGGAUUAACUGCCCCUGAAGCUCGAGGGUGGAUCGCGGACUAAGCGUUAGUGUUACUACGAUUGUGUAGGGUGGCUGUAUUGUAAUGCAGACGACUGUCAUAUCACCAAUAAAAAUUGCUGGGACUAAAGGAUAGAAAGUGGCAUCAAUAACGUAGGUCGUGGCGAAACGGGACGGAUGGCGUAAUAGGACGCUUUGCCACGG
This is a messenger RNA of Pseudogymnoascus destructans, 2947 nucleotides long. RefSeq lists its product as uncharacterized. The record is from RefSeq and is a predicted model, not a curated record. The transcript has a single exon. Lineage: Eukaryota; Fungi; Ascomycota; Leotiomycetes; Thelebolales; Thelebolaceae. Bases 204 to 2705 code for a protein of 833 amino acids.